Chelonus insularis is the source of this 768-nucleotide messenger RNA. RefSeq names its product ankyrin-3-like. The record is from RefSeq and is a predicted model, not a curated record. The coding region runs from base 1 to 768 and encodes 255 amino acids. Gene Ontology annotation, molecular function: protein binding. Lineage: Eukaryota; Metazoa; Arthropoda; Insecta; Hymenoptera; Braconidae. The transcript has 3 exons.
AUGGUAAAUCCACAUACAGGACUCAAUCUUCUGACAGUGGCUUGUUCACAUAGAUACGAUGAGAUUGUUGAAAAUCUUUUGAAACAUAAUGCGGAUGUGAAUCUGAUAAUACCAUAUGAGACUUGGAUAUUAAUUAAUCAGUCGUAUUUUAAUAACAAACAUGCAUGGUCCAGAGACUAUGGUAUUAGUCUGGAUGGUAAUUCACUACUUCAUAAAAUGAUAGAAAAUAAAUACGAUCCAGAAUGUAUAAAAAUGUUGUUGAAACUCAACUUCCCGGUUAACAUCUUAAACCGCAACGGACUCACACCACUUCUUCUUGCCUGCAAAACGUAUUCAGCAAAUCAAUUGAAGACCAUUGAAAUACUUUUACAAUAUAAUGCUGAUGUUAAUUCUCCUGAUAAUAACUUUAUGACACCUUUGCACAUUGGAUGUGGAGAUGAAAAUCGGAAACAAUUACAAACUUUUUCGGAAAAUGGAGUUGAUCACUUUGAUAUAAAUCCUGAAGCUGUAAAUAAGAGUGGUUGGACACCACUUUUUGUAGCUUGUAGCUUUGGAGAUAUUGCAGCAGUUAAAUGUCUUUUAGAAAAUCAUGCUAAUCCAAUUGUAACGGAUCGGGAUGGUGAAACAGCUCUUCACUUUAUUUGUGCAUCGCAAUCUGAAACAGCUCUCCAAAUAAUACAAUUAUUGCUAAAACAUAAUGCAAAUAUUGAAGCUCUCAAUAAGAGUGGUUGGACACCACUUUUUAUGGCACGCCGUUUGACUAUUUAA